CUUUCACAAUCCCUCAAAUUCCUGUCCGUUCCGUGUGAUCAAUUUACGACAGUCGUCACCUCCAAUAUGGCGUCCAAGCAGACUCUUCAAUCGAGAUAUAAACUGCUCUCCGGUCAUGAGAUUCCAGUCUUGGGAUAUGGGGUGUAUAUGAUACCCCCUGCUUCGACUGAAAAGGUCACCUUGGAAGCACUCAAAGUGGGAUUCCGACAUGUCGACUCUGCCAUUAUGUAUCGCAACGAAAAGAGUUGCGGCCGAGCCAUUCAGAGUUCAGGACUCGACAGAUCUGAGAUCUUCUUUACGACCAAGAUCCCCCCCGAAUUAAUGGGCUACGAAGGCACCAAGCGGGCCGUUGAUUCGAGUCUCCGCACUGCAGGACAAGAGUAUUUCGAUCUCAUCCUCAUCCACGCCCCCUACGGUGGCAAGGCAGCCCGCCUCGGUUCCUGGCGCGCUCUCGUCGAAGCCCAGAAAGCAGGCAAGACUAGAUCUAUCGGCGUGUCCAACUUUGGCAUCCACCACCUGGACGAGCUGGAAGCGUACAUCCAAAGCGGAGGCGGCGGGGAGAUCUCGGUAGGCCAGUACGAGUUACAUCCGUGGCUGGAUCACUCGGAUAUCGUAGAGUGGUGCCAGAGUCGGGGCAUCGUUGUCGAAGCGUAUUCUCCGCUGGCACAUGGGACGCGGUUCCGGGAACCGGUGCUCAGGACUAUUGGGGACAAGUAUAACAAGUCGCCGGCGCAAGUGAUGAUUCGGUGGAGUUUGCAGAUGGGAUUCGUUCCAUUGCCGAAAUCUGUGACUCCUCUGCGCAUUCAGGAGAAUUCGGAUGUGUUUGAUUUUGAAUUAUCGGAGGAGGAUAUGAAGCUGUUGGAUACGGGCGAGUAUAGUCCUACCGACUGGGAUCCCACCGUGGAUGACGAUUAGGGUAAAUAGUCGCUUCAUGAGGAAAUCGAGGUGUAUUACUCCUAGACAAAUUAAAAAAAAAAAUUGGCAUUGUCAAAGUAAAGCGUCGAAUCGCGUGGAGCCG
Molecule: messenger RNA, 1018 nt
Organism: Penicillium brasilianum
Lineage: Eukaryota; Fungi; Ascomycota; Eurotiomycetes; Eurotiales; Aspergillaceae
Source: the annotation of a GenBank genome assembly